AUGCAGCAAGAUCGGGGGGGGGCGAAGAGACAAGGGACGAGAGUGGCCGGCGGCGAAGGAGGUCGGCGCUUGAAUGCGAACGGUAAUUUGCCGAGUCAAUGGAGAUAUAUGUGGCUAGCAAGAAUGCGGGUUAGGGGAAAAAAGCAAUUCCAGACCACACAUGUACAACGGAGUACGGGGAUCAUAAAGCAGAGCGCGAAGAUGGUCGAAGGGAAGGGAGGGGAGAGAAGGAAGAAGAGGAUUUCGAGGAAGAGGCCAAACGGUCCGGCCAAGAAUGAGGAGAUAGAAUGUGGCCCCCCCUACGAUUCGUCGCGAGCCCUCAACGGCGACCUUGCAAGCGCCGACAAGGAUAUGGGAAUGGGAACAGCGAUAUGCAUGCACGGAGAAAUGCACCUUGGGCCGGUUCAUGUAUGGAUAUGCAUGCAUGCAUGGAUGAACAGACGGAUAAAAGUGAAGGAAAAGGAACAGCUGCAGUCUUUUGCAGUGCCCUGGGUCUUCAAGAGGGCAUGCAAGGGAGAGGAAGGGAUUUAG
Molecule: messenger RNA, 531 nt
Organism: Coccidioides immitis RS
Lineage: Eukaryota; Fungi; Ascomycota; Eurotiomycetes; Onygenales; Onygenaceae
Exons: 4
Coding region: 1-531 (176 amino acids)
Source: RefSeq, a predicted model, not a curated record